AUUAGCAGCAGCUUAAACAAACUACCUGCGUAACAUGUAGCAAGAGCAGCAGGCUAUUUUACUUUACUUAAAAUGUCAGAAACUUUACCUCCGACUCGAGGGGGACUUCUGGAUUUCAGUCCGGUGAGGAGAGACGUCGCGAAUAAGGAGAACGAUGUUCCUGUUUUGAGUUUGAUUCAGUUUUCAAAGGCUCCUUUUGUGACUUUUGGGACCGUGAAGUUGGGGACCUCCAAGUCGGCUGUGUUGCGGAUUGAAAACCCCACAGAGGAUGCAGAAGCGGAGGUCAUUGUUGAGAAGAUCUCCUCCAGUAAAGGGUUUUCUGUGGACUACAACAGCUUCACGAUUCAGCCUGGGGGCUCGUUUGGUCUGACAGUAACCUGGACCCCAGCAGAGGAAGGAGGAAUCAGAGAGCUGCUGGUGUUCAAUGCCAAUGGAGUCCUCAAGCAUCAGGCUGUUCUGCUGGGGAGAGCAGAAGCUCCCAAAAAGAAAAAAAAAAGCUUAUGGGACACGAUCAAAAACAAAAGAGAGGGCGAGAAAGUAGCCGCACCCAGGAGGAAGAAGCCGGAACAACCGCUCAAGAUGUCGGCCAAUAAGACCUUCCAGGUGUCCCGAAAACCACAGUACAAACGGGAGAAGCCCCGCAGCCCCCUCGCCUCUCUCAACGAGGGCAAAGCUGUUCGAGAGCGAUCCCUCUCCAAGUACAGUCCCAUGAUGGACUACCCUCAGAAAGCAGAGGAGCAGGACACCUCUAAAUCCAACCAGAGGCAGCGGUCUCUGGCUUUGACGGACCAGGAGAACGUCCACCCUCACUCUCCUCUCGUCCUGCUCGUCCCAGCCGCCAAGCUGGCGGACUCGUCUGACACCCCGACGAGCAAUCCAGAAAACAAAGGUCUGCUGAGAAUGCUGAACAGGACGCUGUCCCCUAUCGGGACCCCGGAGAGGUUCAAGAAGCUCAUGCCUCAUAUUCAGUCAGACAGCCCAGCUCCUCUGAAGUCCGCGGCGGAUUCUGAAGAAGCCGACAGUGGGUUAACCGGGACCCCGGCUCUGACUUUGAAGGAUGCUCUCGCUCUUAUCGACUCCGAUCUGAGCCAUGUGAGCGCCAGUCCUCGGGACGCCAGCUCCAGCUGUGGGUUUUCAGAUUCACUGGAAUCAAAAAGUGUGAAUCACGGCUGCGCACCCGGGCUCAAAGCGUUGCCUGACAGCCCACCUGUGCACGAGUCCAAUGAGCCCAGACUUACCUUCUUUGUCAGCAAAGGGGUUGAUGUGUCGGCGGCGGAUACGGCAACAGAAAGGGUCAAAAAGGCUUCUUUUACCUCCGCCACGGUGAUUAAAAGCAAAGCUCCAGAGGAGACAAACUGCUCGAGUGGAAGGAAAAUAAAGAAGUCAAGGCGGAGGCUGUUGGAGAGAACUCUGGAGCUGUCAGGCAGCAGCAGCAGCAGCAGCCAAUCCGAGUCUGGAUCAGGAACUCCGAGUCUUCCUGUUAUAGAUCCAGAAGCCAACGGAAGGCCAAAAUCUGAAGCUGCCGACUCUCUAUGUGAUUACAGGAAUCAAACCUUCCCCAGCCUGACUCCUCGGCCCGACGGCUCUCCCACACCUGUCACCUUCCCCGUCACCUCCAUCGCAUCUUUGUCUCCUGCUCGCUUCUCCUUCCCUUCCACUCCACCGCCUCCUGCAGUCCCCGCUUCCAUCGCUUUAACCUUCACAGCUCCAUCGCCCUUGGGCUCAUCAUCUCCUCUCCAUCAGAACACCACAUCACACCGCAGCCCGCGUCAGCUCCCAACGGUUUUGCCGCCUCCGUGCGUUCAGGAAGACCAGUUUCCCGUUCAGAUGGCGUCGCAGAGCAUGAAGAGGAAGAGCGAGGAGUUUUUGAAAAGUGAUGCGAGGCCGCAGGAGGCCGGGAAGACGGAGCGGGUUAAGAGGAGCAGGGUGGUGGCGGCAAAAACGGAGUCGAUAAGAUCGCUCCAGGAGAGGAGGCAAGCGUCGCUGAGACAGCAGCAGAGUGCAGCAGGCUCCGUGCGCUCCAUGACGUCAUCCUCUCUAAAGACUGUGAGGUCUGCAGCUCCUGCCCAGGCAAAACAAUCGAGCUCCAAACUCACCUCCAGAGGUGCUACAUCUCUGAAGUCUUCUGGUGCUCGGUCUGUGAAGACGGCAAAGGUUGUUGCUGUGGCUCAGUCAAAGCUCACCUUUAUAAAGUCGGUGCAAACAGCCAUACCGAGACACCCGAUGCCGUUUGCCGCCAAGAACAUGUUUUAUGAUGAGCGGUGGAUCGAGAAGCAGGAGCGGGGCUUCACCUGGUGGAUCAACUACGUCCUGACCCCCGAUGACUUUAAAGUCAACACUGAAGUCAAAUUGAACGCCGUGUCCAUCGCCAUGGGCAGCGACCACAAGUUCAGCGUCCCUAAAGCCCCCACCAAAGAGGAGAUGUCUUACAGCACCUACACGGCCCGACGCAAGCUGAACCGCCUCCGACGCUCUGCCUGCCAGCUGUUCACCUCAGAGGCCAUGGUCAAAGCGAUCCAGAGGCUCGAGGUGGAGGUGGAGGCCAGGAGGCUGCUCGUCCGCAAAGACCGCCAUCUUUGGAAGGACAUAGGCGAGCGAGGGAAAGUCCUGAACUGGCUCCUCUCGUACAACCCGCUGUGGUUACGGAUCGGUCUUGAGACAAUCUUCGGGGAGUUGAUCUCUCUGGAGAGCAACAGCGACGCCCUGGGUCUGGCGCUGUUCAUCCUGCAGCGGCUGCUGUGGAACCCGGACCUCGCCGCUGAGUUCAGACACGCCAAAGUGCCUCACCUUUACAAAGACGGCCACGAGGAGGCGCUGUCUCGCUUCACGCUGAAGAAGCUGCUCCUGCUCGUGUGUUUUCUGGACAAAGCCAAAGAGUCUCGUCUGAUCGAACACAACCCCUGUCUGUUCUGUCAGGACGCAGAGUUCAAGACCAGUAAAGACCUCCUCCUGGCCUUCUCCAGAGACUUCCUGAGCGGGGAGGGGAUCCUCCCGCGGCACCUCGGCUACCUCGGGCUGCCCGUCUCCCACGUUCAGACGCCCCUGGACGAGUUCAACUUCGCGGUGAAGAAUUUAGCGGUCGACUUGAAAUGCGGGAUUCGUCUAGUACGUGUGAUGGAGCUCCUCGUGCAGGACUGGAGUUUGUCAGCCAAACUCCGCAUGCCGGCCAUCAGCCGCCUGCAGAAAGUCCACAACGUCGAUUUGGCUUUGCAGCAGCUCAAGAGCAAAGGGGUGGACCUGAAGGAUGAACACGGGGCGGCCAUUGAUGCCAGAGACAUCGUGGAUGGACACAGAGAGAAAACUCUGAGCCUACUGUGGAAAAUCAUCUUUGCAUUUCACGUGGAGGUCAUUUUGAACGAGGAUCAGCUGAGGGAGGAAAUCUGCUUCCUGAACAGAAGCUUUCGGACCAAACUGAGGCUGGCGUCCCUUAAAGCGGACCGGGGUCUUCAGUCGAGUCCUGCAGGGACUCGGUCGGCGUACGAGCACAGCAGCACUAAGAUCACUCUGCUCAUGGAGUGGGUCCGAGCGGUGUGUGACUUCUACAGCCUGAAGGUGGAGAACUUCACAGUGACGUUCUCGGACGGCCGCGUCCUCUGCUACCUCAUCCACCACUACCACCCCGGCGUCCUGCCCGCGCAGGCUGUCAGUCACAGCACCACCCAGACGGUGGAGUGCUCACGGAGGGGGCGACUGGAGCUCGACUGCUCCGCCAGCGACUCGGACAACUCCUUCGACUACCCGCCAGAAGGCCACAACGGCAUCGGCUCUCCGUCGGUUGAAUUCAAAGAGCUGCUGGAAAAUGAGAAAAACAACUUCAGGCUGGUCAACACGGCCGUGUCUUUCCUGGGCGGAGUCCCCGCCAUGAUCAACCCGGCCGACAUGUCCAACACCAUCCCCAACGAGAAGGUGGUCAUGUCGUACCUGUCCUUCCUGUGCGCUCGUCUUCUCGACCUGAGGAACGAAACCAGAGCAGCUCGGGUCAUUCAGGGCGCCUGGAGGAAAUACAGACUGAAGAAAGAUCUGCAGCUGUACAAGGAAAGAAACAUGGCUGCUGGGAAAAUCCAGUUACUUGUGAGGAGUUUUCUGCAGAGGCGCCGAGCUCAGAGGCAGAACGAAGCAGCCGUUCUCAUCCAGUCGCUCUGGAGAGGCUACGCUGCCCGACACAGGAUGAGGCUCCAAAAAGAGGCUCAACUUCGGACUCUGCAGCACAACGCAGCGACUGUCAUCCAGACUCAGUGGAGGAUGUUUUCGACCAUGAGGGCUUACCAGCGCCUCAGAUACUACACCAUUGUUGUCCAAGCACAAUGGCGGAUGAGCAGGGCGGCCUCAGCAUACAGAAAGGUCCACUGGGCGACCACUGUCCUUCAGACGCACUCCCGAGCUCUGGCCUUGGGAAGAAAAGAUCGCGAACACUACCUCUCUCUUCGAGCUGCAGCCGUGAAAAUACAGAGAGGGUACAGGAGGUGGAAAGCUGAGAAAACCUCAAAGGAAGAUCGUGCUGCCCAAGUGAUACAAGCUGUGUUCAAGAAAUGGUACGAGGGGAAAAUGGCUGAAAAAAACGCUGCCGCUGUUCGCAUUCAGUCCUGGUAUAGGAUGCAGACAUGUCUCCGUCAGUAUAGGGAGAUCAGGAGAAGUGCGGUGCUCAUCCAAGCCCGGUACAGAGGCCACGCGCAGAGACGCUGCUUUCAGAAGUUGAAGCUGCAACACCGCUCUGCUGCCGUCAUUCAGAGUGCCUUCAGAGGCCACGCUGUCAGGAAGCAGGUGGUGAGGAUGAGAUGUGCUGCGGUCUUAAUCCAGCGUUGGUUCAGGGCCUCUGCGGAAAGAGACGCGGAGAGGCGAUUGUUUGUGAGGUUGAGACGUGCCGCCAUCACCAUACAGGCGGCUUAUCGUGGUAAAGUGGCUCGGGAGUCCCUGAGACAACAGCACAAGGCAGCGACGGCGAUCCAGGCAGCUUUUAGGAAAUAUGCUGCCCAAAGGCGCUACCUCCGUUUGAGGAAAGCUGCGUGUGUGAUGCAGGAAAAGUACAGAGCCACGGUCUUGGCUCGUAAGACAAAGGAGGAUUACGACGCUCUCAGGCAUGCCGCUCUCACUUUACAAGCUAAAUGGAGAGGCAGAGCUGACAGGAAGAGGAUCGAGAAGUGGCAUCGCUGUGCAACACUGAUACAAGCUUACUACCGUCGGCACAAAGCGAAAACAGAGUACAGGUCCCAGAAGGCAGCUGCUGUCCUCAUACAGCGUCAUUACAGAGCUCAUGUGGCCGGACAGGAGACGAGGAAAGCAUACCUACACGUGAGAGCGGCCUGUGUUACUCUCCAAGCUAUGUUCAGAGGCAUGAGAGUCAGGGCGGAGUUGAAGAAACAACACCUGGCAGCGACCGUUAUUCAGUCUUCAGUCAGGAUGUUUUUAUGUAGGAAACAAUAUUUCCUCCAGCAGAGUGCUGCGAUAAUCAUCCAAAGCCGAUACAGAGCUCUUCUAAUGUGCAGGGCGCAGCAAAACAAAUACAGCGAAAUAAAGCAGGCGGCCUUAAAGAUUCAAUCUGUCUACCGGGGAUUCAGAGUAAGACGAGACCUGAAGAGGAGGCACACCGCUGCCCGAGCAAUCCAAGCUCAGUUCAGGAUGCACAAAAUGCGCAUGGCAUAUCUCGCCACCAAGUGUGCUGCCAUCAUUAUUCAGGAACGCUACAGGGCCAAAAUGCUCAGGGACCAACAGAUGCAGACGUUCAGAGGCUUGAAAUCUGCAGCUGUCGUCAUUCAGGCAGCGUAUCGAGGCCACGUGGCCAGGAGGAAGAUCACACGGCUGCACCGAGCAGCCACAAUCAUCCAGAGAAAGUUUUUCACUGUUAGAGAGAGAAAAAGAUUCCUAGCUCUCAAGGCUGCAGCUCUGGUCUGUCAGCGCAGGUACAGGUUAGUGAUCCUGGCAACAAAUGACCGUUUAGACUACAUAUCAAAGCGUAGAGCGGUCGUUUGUUUGCAGGCAGCGUUCAGGGGGUGGCGGAUAAGGAAGCAGUUGCGUAUCCAGCAUGCCGCAGCUUUAAUCAUUCAGUCUUACUUCCGAAAGUACCAGCAGAGAAGCUACUACAGGAGGCUCAGCUGGGCUGCAAAUGUGUUGCAAGCACGUUUCAGAGCCAACAAGAAAAUGAGAACAGAGAUGCAAGUACUGAGUGCAAAGAGGAGCGCUGCCGUCGUCUUACAGGCCGCCUUCCGUGGGAUGAAAUCCAGACAAAUAAUCACACAAAGACAUCAGGCUGCUGGUGUUAUUCAGAGAGCUUACAGAGCCCACUGUGAACACAAGCAGUAUCUGACCUUAAAGUCCUCCGUCCUCACCAUCCAGCGGAGAUACCGGGCCUCUGUAGCAGCAAAGGAACAAACGCUAAAUUAUCAAAACAUGCGCAGAUCUGCUGUGGUCCUUCAGGCAGCUUUCAGAGGACAGCAGGUCAGGAGGGAGGUUACUCGCUGGCAUCAGGCCGCAACUGUCAUACAGUCUGUGUUCAGAAAACACAGAGAAGAAGUUAAAUACAAGGCCGUGCUCCUGUCUGCCGUCAUCAUCCAGAGAUACUAUCGGGCCUGCAUUCUGCAGAGAAACGAGAGACAACAAUUCCUUAAAAUGAAAUACUCUGCCAUCGUCCUUCAGGCGGCCUUCAGAGGUCAUCAUGUGAGAAGCGGUGUUGCGAAGAUGAACAGAGCAGCGACUAUCAUUCAAGCAAACUACAGGAGGCAUAAACAUCAGUCAGCCUUCAGGAGACAGCUCUGGGCAGCCUGUGUCUUACAGCAGAGGUUUAGAGCUCAGAGACAGAGAAACACUGAGAAGAAACAUUAUCAAGAGGUGAGGAGAGCUGUCGUUGUGUUACAGGCGGCAUACCACGGAAUGAAAUCAAGACAAAUCAUCAAACAGAAGCAACAGGCUGCUGGUGCAAUUCAGAGAGCUUACAGAGCCCACUGUGAACACAAGCAGUAUCUGACCUUAAAGUCCUCCGUCCUCACCAUCCAGCGGAGAUACCGGGCCACUGUAGCAGCAAAGCAACAAACGCUAAAUUAUCAAAACAUGCGCAGAUCUGCUGUUGUCCUUCAGGCAGCUUUCAGAGGACAGCAGGUCAGAAGGGAGGUUACUCGCUGGCAUCAGGCCGCAACUGUCAUACAGUCUGUGUUCAGAAAACACAAAGAAGAAGUUAAAUAUCAGGCAAUGCGUCUGUCUGCAAUCAUCAUCCAGAGAUACUAUCGGGCCUGCAUUCGGCAGAGAAACGAGAGACAACAAUUCCUUAAAAUGAAACACUCUGCCAUCGUCCUUCAGGCGGCCUUCAGAGGUCAUCAUGUGAGAAGCGGUGUUGCGAAGAUGCACAGAGCAGCGACUAUCAUUCAAGCAAACUACAGGAGGCAUAAACAUCAGUCAGCCUUCAGGAGACAGCUCUGGGCAGCCUGUGUCUUACAGCAGAGGUUUAGAGCUCAGAGACAGAGAAAGACUGAGAUGAAACAUUAUCAAGAGGUGAGGAGAGCUGUCGUUGUGUUACAGGCGGCAUACCAUGGAAUGAAAUCAAGACAAGUCAUCAAACAGAAGCAACAGGCUGCUGGUGUUAUACAAAGAGCAUACAGAGCCUGCACUGAGCGGAGACAGUAUUUGAAACUGAAAAUGUCUGUCCUCACCAUUCAGCAGAGGUAUCGGGCCACUGUAGCAGCGAAAGCUCAAAGAAGCCAAUACCUGAAUAUGCGCAAAGCAGCAGUCACCCUUCAGGCAGCUUUCAGAGGACAGCAGGUCAGGAGGGAGGUUACUCGCUGGCAUCAGGCCGCAACUGUCAUACAGUCUGUGUUCAGAAAACACAGAGAAGAAGUUAAAUACAAGGCCAUGCUCCUGUCUGCAAUCAUCAUCCAGAGAUACUAUCGGGCCUGCAUUCUGCAGAGAAAAGAAAGGAACCAGUUUCUCAAAAUGAAACACUCUGCCAUCGUCCUUCAGGCGGCCUUCAGAAGUCAUCAUGUGAGAAGCGGUGUUGCAAAGAUGCACAGAGCAGCGACUGUCAUUCAAGCAAACUACAGGAGGCAUAAACAUCAGUCAGCCUUCAGGAGACAGUGCUGGGCAGCCUGUGUCUUACAGCAGAGGUUUAGAGCUCAGAGACAGAGAAAGACUGAGAUGAAACAUUAUCAAGAGGUGAGGAGAGCUGUCGUUGUGUUACAGGCGGCAUACCAUGGAAUGAAAUCAAGACAAGUCAUCAAACAGAAGCAACAGGCUGCUGGUGUUAUACAAAGAGCAUACAGAGCCUGCACUGAGCGGAGACAGUAUUUGAAACUGAAAAUGUCUGUCCUCACCAUUCAGCAGAGGUAUCGGGCCACUGUAGCAGCGAAAGCUCAAAGAAGCCAAUACCUGAAUAUGCGCAAAGCAGCAGUCACCCUUCAGGCAGCUUUCAGAGGACAGCAGGUCAGGAGGGAGGUUACUCGCUGGCAUCAGGCCGCAACUGUCAUACAGUCUGUGUUCAGAAAACACAGAGAAGAAGUUAAAUACAAGGCCAUGCUCCUGUCUGCAAUCAUCAUCCAGAGAUACUAUCGGGCCUGCAUUCUAAAAAGAAGAGACAGAGAGAACUUCCUGAAAGUAAAACAGUCUGCCAUCAUCCUUCAGGCACAUUUCAGAGGCUGCUGUGUUAGGAGGGACUUUAAGCGACAAAAGCAGGCCGCCGUUGUGAUCCAGUCACGCUGGAGGUGUUUGGUGCAGAAACACGACUUCAUGAGGAAGCGGGAGGCGGCGUUGAUUCUCCAGCGGAGGGUCCGGGCGCUGCAGCUCGGCAGGUUGGAGAGGAACAACUAUGUCCAAUUGAGGCGAGCUGCCAUCACAUUUCAGACUCACUGCAGAGCCUGGAUCGCCAGACAGCAGGCAUUGGAGGAAGCCAGAGCAGAGAGGAGGCUUCGUUUUACAUCCGCACUCUUCCACCAUCUCAGUGCCAUAAAGAUCCAGAGAGCUCUAAGAGCUCACUGGGCUUUAGAGUCGGCCAAAAGACAAAUCCAUUGUGUCGUCACCAUACAGCGAUGGGUGAGAGCGAAGCAGCAGAGGAGACGGUAUCUGGAGGAGCGGAGGAAGGUGGUCACAGCCCAGAGAGCCGCCCAGCGCUGGUUGGCUCGUCGCCACAAAGCCGCGUCCGUCCUCCAGCAGGCCGUCCGCAGGUUUCUCCUUCUCAGGAGGCAGAAGAGGGUUCAGCAGGGCAUUGUCAAAGCUCAGGCUCUUUGGAGAGGACACCGUUCCCGCCGCCUGAACGACAACCCCAAGGUGGUGGCGUUAAGGCACCGCCUGCGCAAAGUCUCCGCCGAGGUCCGAGAGGAAGACAAACUUCGCAACAAGACGUCGUCCGCCCUCGACUACCUCCUUCGAUACAAACACUUCUCCUACAUCCUAGAGGCCCUGAAGAACCUCGAGACGGCCACCAGACUGUCCCCGGAGUGCUGCGAGCAGCUGGUCGAGAGCGGCGCCACCAACGUCAUCUUCACGCUCAUCCGCUGCUGCAACAGGAGCGUCCCCUGCAUGGACGUCAUCACCUACUCCAUCCAGAUCCUCCUCAACCUCUCCAAGUACCACAAGACCGAGGCCGUGUACUCGGUGGAGAACUCAGUGGAGACUCUUCUGGACCUGCUGCAGAGAUACCGGGAAAAGGCCGGCGAUAAAGUGGCAGAAAAGGGCGGCAGCAUCUUCACCAAAGCCUGCUUCCUCCUCGCUCUCCUCCUGCAAGACAAACGCCGCGCCGUGGAGGUUAUGAAGCUUCCAAAGGUCCUGGACAAGAUCCGCAGUAUUUACCGCCUCACCGCACGCAAACACAAGAUGGACGCCGAAAGGACGGUGCUAAAACAAAAGAUGAACGCGUCAAUCAACGGGAGCUUUUAUGUUCCAGCGACGCCUCGCAAAUCCAAACCUCCGCCAAAGUUUGCGCCGGAUUGGGUUCUCAGAAAGGACAAGCUUAAAGAUAUUGUGGACCCUCUGCGAGCCAUUCAAAUGGUGGCUAACACACUGUCCAUUGUGUUGUAAAUAUUCAAGCUUUCAAAUCUGUAUUCAUCUCUUUUUUUUUACUUGAAGAAAAUAUUGUUUUAUGGAUUGUUUUAUCUCCUUUUUUUUU
Messenger RNA from Labrus bergylta (ballan wrasse), 10081 nucleotides. It is a transcript of the gene aspm, whose product is annotated as assembly factor for spindle microtubules. The record is from RefSeq and is a predicted model, not a curated record. Gene Ontology annotation, molecular function: calmodulin binding. Lineage: Eukaryota; Metazoa; Chordata; Actinopteri; Labriformes; Labridae. Gene Ontology annotation, biological process: mitotic cell cycle; establishment of meiotic spindle localization; spindle organization. Gene Ontology annotation, cellular component: spindle pole.